Molecule: messenger RNA, 858 nt
Organism: Acytostelium subglobosum LB1
Lineage: Eukaryota; Evosea; Eumycetozoa; Acytosteliales; Acytosteliaceae
Exons: 1
Coding region: 1-858 (285 amino acids)
Source: RefSeq, a predicted model, not a curated record
AUGGGUGGCGUCAAUGUCGACGAUGAUGUUGUAGUUGUUGUUGUAGUGGUUGUUGUUGUAGUUGAUGUUGUAGAUGUCGAGGACGAUGAUGGUGGUGGUGGCGUUGGAAUGCUGCUGUUGCUACCACCUCCAACCACCACUACAUCAUUGACGAUUGACGAAGAAGGUGAUGUUGAUGAAAAAGUCGAAGAUGAGGCAGAGGAAGAUAGUGAGCCAGAGCCUGUGAGUGGGCCGGCUGUACCUGUCUCGAAGAAGCUGGUCGUGUCCUUUGUAACCUCUUCGUUGUUCUUGUUGAUCAAACUGGCGAUGCUGUGGCGAUACUUGGAGUGCUUCUCCUUCUUGAGCGUCUUGGAAACGGAGAUGCCACAGGCGUUGCACAGGUCUUCGUUGUUGGGUCCUCGUCUCCACUCGGGUGUAUCAGUGGCGUUGCAAUGUGCACAUGAUUCAGGCUUCUUCUUGCGCGGCCUGCCACGCUUCCUUCGCACGUCGUCAGUGGCCACCUCUACCACGGGCUUGGGCCGUGCCUGGUUCUUCCUGGGCGGCUUGCUCGAGACAAAGUAUACGCUGUGUAGUUCUAGUCGUGUCUUCUUGGUGCUGACGUUGCUGUCGAUCGGAUCAUCCUCGCCAUCGCUUGGUGGGGAUCCAGGUGUCGCUGUGGUGGUCGUAGUCGAGGUCGAUGUCGAAAUGGUCGUGUCAAAAGGAUGGAUUGGUCGAGGUAGAAACGAUGUUGGUGAUGAGUAUCCACUGCCACUGCUUGCCAACGUUGGCUCGGACAUUUGUUCCAAGUCCAAGUCUUGGAAUUUGUCCAAACUCUUUGUGUGUUGUUCUUUGUUGGCGAGUGUGGCGGCGGCAACUUGA